AUGGGUAACAGAAUACACGGGUUCUUAGCAGGUGUUUUAUUAACAACAUCAAUUGCUUAUUAUACAUCACAAGAAUUUAAAAAAUCACAGCAAUAUGUCUCUAAGGCAUUAAGAGAUACUGAAGCUAUUAUACAGAAUCACGGGAAAGAACCAUUACCUAUUCCAAGAAGUGUUGAAUAUCAAUAUAGACCAAGUAUAAAGCAAACCAUUGCAGAUUUAUGGAAUGAACAAAUAUUAUCAAGUGUUAGAUCAAUUUAUUCAAUUAAUGUUGAUAAGAUUGGUUCUGAUUUAGUUUCAAGAGUGGAAAAAGGGAUUGAUUCAAAAUAG
Messenger RNA from Hansenula ciferrii, 327 nucleotides. Its product is annotated as MICOS complex subunit Mic12 family protein. The transcript has 2 exons. Gene Ontology annotation, cellular component: MICOS complex; mitochondrial crista junction. Lineage: Eukaryota; Fungi; Ascomycota; Saccharomycetes; Phaffomycetales; Wickerhamomycetaceae. Bases 1 to 327 code for a protein of 108 amino acids. The record is from RefSeq and is a predicted model, not a curated record. Gene Ontology annotation, biological process: cristae formation.